Molecule: messenger RNA, 4336 nt
Organism: Ochotona curzoniae (black-lipped pika)
Lineage: Eukaryota; Metazoa; Chordata; Mammalia; Lagomorpha; Ochotonidae
Gene: TENT4A
Product: terminal nucleotidyltransferase 4A
Exons: 13
Coding region: 20-2398 (792 amino acids)
Biological process (GO): RNA 3'-end processing
Cellular component (GO): TRAMP complex; nucleolus
Molecular function (GO): poly(A) RNA polymerase activity; mRNA binding
Source: RefSeq, a predicted model, not a curated record
CCGCGGGGGCGGCGCGUGGAUGGAUCCGCGCGUGGCCUGGAUCCAGCCCGAGCAGAAGGGGCCGGCCAAUGCCCUGUGGAUGCAGAUCUGGGAGACCUCGCAGGGCGUGGGCCGCGGCGGCGCCGGCUUCGCGCCCUACUUCUGCCUCAACUCGCCGGCGCUGGACACGGCCGGGGCGGCGGGCGCGGCGGCGGGGCCGGCCGGAGCGAGCCCCGCGGGGAGCGGCGGCCCCGCGCCGCCCGCCGCCUCGCCCCCGCCGCCCGCCGCCGCCGCGCCCGCCGCGCCGCGCCCGCCGCCGGGGCCCGAGGGCGCGCCGCGCCUGCACAAGUCGCCGUCGCUGUCGUCGUCGUCCUCGUCCUCGUCCAACGCCGAGUCGGGCACCGAGAGCCCCGGCUGCUCCUCCUCGUCCUCGAGCGGCGGCCGGGCGGCCGGAGGGGGCGGCCGCGGCGGCGCCUUCUUCCACUUCGCCGACGGCGCGCCCAGCGGGCCCGGCGCGGCCAACGGGCACCCCGGGCACCCCGGGCCGCGCGGCCCCGCGCCCGCCGGCUCGCCGCCGCAGCACCAGUUCCACCCGGGCCGGCGGAAACGGGAGAACAAGGCCAGCACCUACGGCCUCAACUACCUGCUGUCGGGCAGCCGCGCGGCCGCGCUGAGCGGAGGGGGCGGCCCCGGGGCGCAGGCGCCGCGGCCCGGCACGCCGUGGAAGAGCCGCGCCUACAGCCCGGGCAUCCAGGGACUUCAUGAGGAAAUCAUUGACUUUUAUAACUUCAUGUCCCCUUGUCCUGAAGAAGCAGCCAUGAGAAGGGAGGUGGUGAAGCGGAUCGAGACUGUGGUGAAGGAUCUCUGGCCGACAGCUGAAGUGCAGAUAUUUGGCAGCUUUAGCACAGGUCUUUACCUUCCGACCAGUGACAUCGAUCUGGUGGUGUUUGGAAAGUGGGAGCGUCCUCCUUUACAGCUGUUGGAACAGGCCCUGCGAAAGCACAAUGUAGCGGAGCCGUGUUCUAUCAAGGUCCUUGACAAAGCCACAGUACCAAUAAUAAAACUUACGGAUCAGGAGACUGAAGUUAAAGUGGACAUCAGCUUCAACAUGGAGACUGGUGUCCGGGCAGCAGAGUUCAUCAAAAACUACAUGAAGAAAUAUUCAUUGCUGCCUUACUUGAUUUUAGUAUUGAAACAGUUCCUGCUUCAGAGGGACCUGAAUGAAGUUUUUACAGGGGGAAUCAGCUCGUACAGCCUCAUUCUCAUGGCCAUCAGCUUCCUCCAGCUGCAUCCACGAAUCGACGCCCGGAGAGCUGACGAGAACCUGGGGAUGCUUCUCGUAGAAUUUUUUGAACUCUACGGAAGAAAUUUUAAUUACUUGAAAACUGGUAUUAGGAUAAAAGAAGGAGGUGCCUAUAUCGCCAAAGAAGAGAUCAUGAAAGCCAUGACCAGUGGGUACAGACCGUCGAUGCUGUGCAUUGAGGACCCCCUGCUGCCUGGAAAUGAUGUUGGCCGGAGCUCCUACGGGGCGAUGCAGGUGAAGCAGGUAUUCGACUAUGCCUACAUUGUGCUCAGUCACGCCGUGUCGCCACUCGCAAGAUCCUACCCCAACCGAGAUUCGGAAAGUACUUUAGGAAGGAUCAUCAAAGUCACUCAGGAAGUGAUCGACUACCGCCGGUGGAUCAAGGAGAAGUGGGGCGGCAGAGCCCACCCGACACCAGAGCUCGACAACAGGAUUCAGAUAACAGAGCGGAUAGCCUUGUGCGGCGGGGAGCAGGCCCAGCCCGGGGAGCCAGGCUCGCCCUGCGGCCAGCGUCUGACGCUGUCUCUGUCCAGCCCCCAGCUCCUCUCCUCCGGCUCCUCUGCAUCCUCCGUGUCCUCACUCUCCGGGAGCGACAUUGAUUCGGACACGCCACCCUGUACCACACCCAGUGUUUACCAAUUCAGUCUACAAGCACCGACCCCUCUGAUGGCCAGCUUACCCGCUGCCCUGCCGAUGCCCAGUGGCAAAUCUCAGUCCACACCUUCCAGAACGUUGAUCAUGACAACCAACAAUCAGACCAGGUUCACCAUCCCAGCGCCGACCCUCGGGGUGGCCGCUGUUCCUUGCAGACAAGCUGGCAUCGAGGGGACAACGUCACUGAAAGGUGUCCACCACUCAUCAUCCCCAGCCGUCCCUUCUGCGUCCCCCACCCCACUGUCCAGCCCGCAUCUGUAUCAUAAGCAGCACAGCGGCAUGAAGCUGUCCAUGAAAGGCUCUCACGGCCACGCUCCAGGCGGCAGCUACGGCUCCGUGGGCAGCGGCGGCGUGCGCCCCCCUGUGGGCAACCGGGGCCACCACCAGUACAACCGCACCGGCUGGAGGAGGAAGAAACACACGCACACGCGGGACAGCCUGCCGGUGAGCCUCAGCAGAUAGUGGCUCUGCUGCGCCUGCGUCCCAGCCUACCUGCGGCCUCGGCGCCGCGGGGCCCCACCAGCCCGGUCACUCUGCAUGUCUGCCUGUGUGCUGGUCGCGUCGGCUCCCGGGAGCGACGUGUGCUCAUCCGUGCGGCCUUAGCGGCGUGGGCGUCUGCUGCUGUCCCGGAUCCGCCGCGCUGCGCCGGGCAGGUGGGCGGCUGUGUGUCUUCAUCUCGCGUGGGUCAGAGCCACCGAGGAGAGCAAGCCCGUUGCCAUGUCACGCCCACUGAUGGGCCGGAGGUCGUCGUUUCACUGCCCUCGUGUUUGGUUUGAAGCUUCGGAACUGUUUUUCUGUGUAAAUAUUGAAAACUUAUGAUUUGUGCAAUAACUCAGAUAUUUUUUAUUUAAUUUCGUAUUUUCACAUAAGUUAUAUUUAAGGGAGGAGGGAUUUUUUUUAAACAAGCUUAGAUCCUUUCCCAAGUUGCAUUUCCUAAGUUGGGUUCAUCCAUCGUGUCCGCUGUUGUCAGAGGGGCGUGGUCACGAGCGCUGUGCUGGGGGCUAGGGGCGUCAGUUUCAUGUUUUUGCUUUUGGUCAGUUGCGAGUGGAGGAGCUGGCAGCCUGGCGCCUCUGGGGGCCUCAGUCCCGGGGCCUGGGGCGUGCUGCCCGGCCUCGCUGUGGGUCCCAGCUCUUGGUGAGAUGCGAGUGGAGGAGCUGACAGCCUGGCGCCUCUGGGGGCCUCAGUCCCGGGACUGGGGCGUGCUGCCCGGCCUCGCUGUGGGUCCAGCUCUUGGGUCUUGCUCUGACUGUGAGUUCUGACAUUUUGGUUUUGUUCUUUUAAUCUUGACAACAAAUCCAGCAUUGAAAGUGCCAGAAGCAUAACUUUGUAAGGGGAGUAGUGUCACGGAAUUCCACCUGACGAGCACAUGGCCUUGGACACGCUUGAGCGAGUUUCAGGCCCAGCCUGUGAGGAGGGGCUGGCGAGUGGCAGCACAGACAGGGGUACCCAGUUUUAGGAAGUGGAGAAAGGAGUCGUGUUGAUUCCGUGAGGAAUCGGCGUGGCAGUAUGCCUGCGUUCUGUUAAGAGCAAAUCCACGAGAAGUGCCCCGGCCGCUGGGAGCGGCGCGGGAAGUGUCAGCCACACCGCGGGGGCGCCGGCGUGGCCUGAGAGCGACCCGCACCCACUGCGGAAGCCUGCAGGCUCACUAUGCAAGUGUGCUCCGCCACGGCCACCACUGUCCUCGUAGCCUUGUUUGGAACGUGAGCAAAUCCGUCCUGCCUAACCCUGAGUUUCCACAGCCCCGCGGUUGUCCCAGGGGUGGGUUGCGUCCUGUGGCCACCUGGCUUCCGUUUUCAACAUGGGCCUUUGGGCCCUGCUAAACACUACAGGGAGGUCGGUGUGUGACGCCCGCUCAUGGAGGUGUGGCAAGGAGGUGGCAGCUGUUUGUUGCGCAGCUGGGUCCUGGGUUGCUGAGUGCGGAUGGCCAGCAGGGAAGCUGAGCGGUGUCUGCUGUGCCUUCUCCAGGAGCCGCCCACUGCUGCUGCAGGCGCCCUGGAGGCCGUCGGCAGAGCGAUCGAGAGUUAUCCAGAAUAUUUAAAAAUAUUUAAAUUGUGAACCUAUCGAUAAGGAGUAUUUAUACAAACUGACCCGUAGGCCUGUACUAAUCUCCACGUUAGCAAUAUUGACUGUAACGCACAUUAAGGACGCCACUGCGGCGACGGCAGCGAGUGUCCCGUGGGGUGCACAUUUUAAAGCUCCAUUCAUAGAGCCGGUUCCAUGUUUGUGUCCGUCAUGGCGAACCAGAUGAAUUGGCCUGGCUGCCACUGUGGUCACACGCUACAGGUUCAACAAAAAAAUAUCAUGUUUCGAUUUUGUUUGUGUGUGGACAGCAAUGUGGAAGCUAAAAUUGACAUAUUUUUAUGUAAAGUUUUUCUAUUCUUUGAUUUUUAAUAAACUUUG